Zingiber officinale is the source of this 732-nucleotide messenger RNA. Its product is annotated as sterol carrier protein 2-like. Gene Ontology annotation, cellular component: cytosol. Lineage: Eukaryota; Viridiplantae; Streptophyta; Magnoliopsida; Zingiberales; Zingiberaceae. The record is from RefSeq and is a predicted model, not a curated record. The transcript is spliced from 4 exons. The coding region runs from base 168 to 533 and encodes 121 amino acids.
UGUAUUAUUGGUGACAGGUGAGACAUGCCAAACGGGAAGAGCAUCAUUUACUCUCAAAUUAACUGCUUGUCGUAAAUAACGAUCCGCCCCAACAAAAAUCUCACAUUGAUCCACCGCGACGGAGAAGGCAGGUAGAAGAGCAAUCGGAGAUUGAGGAAGAUACGGCGAUGUCGACCUCGCUCAAGUCCGCGGCUCUUCUAGAGCAGAUGAAGGUCCAUCUCGCCACCGACGCUGGAAAGCAGAUCUCCAGCAAGAUAAGCCUCGUCUACCAGCUCAACAUCGCCCCAAAGAAGAUUGGAGUGGAUGAGGAGAUCUACGUUGUCGAUCUCAAGCAAGGAACGGUCACCGAAGGCCCGUAUGAUGGGAAGCCAGAUGCUACCUUUUCCUUUACGGAUAACGAUUUCCUGUCAAUUGCGACAGGGAAGAUGAACCCGCAGAUUGCAUUCAUCAGAGGAGCGAUGAAGAUUAAGGGAAGUAUAAGUGCAGCUCAAAAGUUCACACCUGAUAUCUUCCCCAAACCAUCAAAACUUUAAACCGAAGCCUGGUGAUGCUCCCUUUAGUGCAAACUAAUGUAUGCUCAUCGUUCUGCCUGUUCUAGUCUUUAUAAAAUAAAAGAUACAGGAAAUCAAAAUCAGCUAAAGGUUUGAGUUGCAUCAUUUCACUGAACAAAUCAUACUCUUGUUAUUUGUAGACAUUGUUUUCCUAAAUGAAAUAAUUAUUGUGUUGAGGUAA